Messenger RNA from Leptomonas pyrrhocoris, 546 nucleotides. RefSeq lists its product as hypothetical. The transcript has a single exon. The record is from RefSeq and is a predicted model, not a curated record. Bases 52 to 546 code for a protein of 164 amino acids. NCBI's taxonomy places the organism in Eukaryota, Euglenozoa, Kinetoplastea, Trypanosomatida, Trypanosomatidae.
AGUAGCGACUUUGCAGAGAGCAGCUAAGAUACACACAUUUCAUCGGAUUCCAUGAAGUCUGUCAAGGAGCGCGACGUUGCCGGGAUGGCUGCCUUUGAGCUGGCUCUGCAGUACAACUACAUCCGCCAAGACCGCUCUUACCACUUUGUUCAGCUGCUCACGGCGCUGUGCUCGUUCGUUUUCUUCUCCCAGUUGGCGGUCAUAAACGUGCUGCUCGUGUUGGUACCUCUUGUGCCGCCCCUCGAGCCGCAUGUUGAGUUUAUUCGCCCUUACACCCAUCCACUUCUCUUUGUGCUUUCUUUGAUCGCACUGUUGCUGAUUCGCGCCUCGAAGAAGCGGUUUGUGAUCGAGCCGGGCGAACAGACGAUGGAGCGACUUAACCGCGAUGUUCUUGAGCCGUGCUUUGGUAUGAAGUUCGAUACGCAAAUGGGGAAGUUGUUUUCUGACUUCCGCGCUGGAAGCCUGCGUGGCCGCGAGAACUUUUACUCCCUCCGCUACCUCGAGACUCCGUCUCCGCCCGCACAGUCGGCUAGUGCGGAAAGUUGA